AUGAUGAAUAGCAUUCAAAAAGUACCAACAAGAAUUCUCAAUGCAAUCAAUGGUGAAAAUUUAUCAUCAGAUACAGUCAUAUUUUAUAAAGAAGAUCAAGGUUGGGUGUAUAAGAGAUGCGACGUUGAUCUCAUCGAUCAAACUCUUGCAAGGAGAACAAAUCUCGACGAUGAUAUACGUCCAUUGGAGUCGCUUGGCCCCUUCGGUACUCGACCAACUAACGUCUCAAUAGCUAUUUUACUAGGGACAGAUAUGUAUCAAACAAAAUUUGAUCAGGGAUUAAGUGAAUUGGCUCAAUAUGAUGAUAUCGAAUGUGUUGGUCAACAUGCUCCAUUGACGCCAGUAACUCUUCAGGGUGCAGCUCGUGACGUUGCACAUAUACCACAUGAUGCAACACACUUUUGUUGGGUUUAUCCACCAGCUGGACUAACUCAGUUAGGUGAUAAAGCAAAGAAAAAGAUAGAUAAGAAAGUGGCAAAAGGUGAUUUAUCCUAUACUUUCCUUGCUUUCGGUGGUUUUGUUUAUUUUCGUGUCGAUGGAUAUAAUUACACGAUGUUACAAGCUAAUGCUCUUGUUAAAGCUGACAAUGGUCUUACAUUUCAUGGACCUUUCAAAUGGCGAUCAGUCUACACAGCUCAUUUGGAUAAACAAGGACGAUUUCAGAAUGUCACUGUUUCAUCGCUAUUGGAUUCAGGCAUAAAAUACUAUUGUUUUAUCAAUCCAAAUGAAAAACUUCAGAGUUCUGUUGACGGCUAUCCAGAUUGGACUCCUGCUAAGAAUGGUGCUUUCAUCUAUUUAUACGAAUCUCCAGCAAAAUCUCAUCCAUAUGAUCGAUAUUUUACUAUUGCCGACGCACCAAUUACAGACCAUAUUGGUACACAAGUCAUGCCAUUUUCAUUAGUUCGCAGAUCCAAAUCCCUUAGGUCAUCAUUACCAUUACUACAGAACUCAGUUACCGAUAAACAAUCAGCUUCAUCUUUACCAAGUUCGAAUGCUGAUAAGGAUAGAUUCAAGUGUUCAAUUUGUUUUGAUCGUACAAUUCAAUGCAUCUUAAUUCCAUGUAAGCAUAUGUGUGCAUGUGCUGAAUGUGCUCAAAUCAUCAAAGAAACGCAAAAAUCACGUUGUCCAAUAUGUAGACAAACAUUUACUGAAAUAUGGAAUGUGUUUUUGUAA
Molecule: messenger RNA, 1173 nt
Organism: Rotaria sordida
Lineage: Eukaryota; Metazoa; Rotifera; Eurotatoria; Philodinida; Philodinidae
Source: the annotation of a GenBank genome assembly